Molecule: messenger RNA, 2146 nt
Organism: Colias croceus (clouded yellow)
Lineage: Eukaryota; Metazoa; Arthropoda; Insecta; Lepidoptera; Pieridae
Product: solute carrier organic anion transporter family member 2A1-like
Exons: 12
Coding region: 1-1674 (557 amino acids)
Biological process (GO): sodium-independent organic anion transport; transmembrane transport
Cellular component (GO): membrane
Molecular function (GO): protein binding
Source: RefSeq, a predicted model, not a curated record
AUGAUAGUAUUAAUGAAAGGCUGGGGCUUCCUAAGGAAGUACAUUUUGACGCUGCAACGCUUUGACCUCUUCCUCCAGGGGGCACUGUUGAUCGUGAUCUUCUUGGAGAGUAAUGUCUACCUGCUUCUGCGCAGGAACGAUGCGAGCGGUUUCAUGCCUACUGUAAAUGAAGAAUGGGUAAAAAUCGGUGUUGGUUGCGCGGAAUUCCUCCUAGGCGCGCUUGUGGCUUGGCAGGGAAAAGCCUGGAGGAAUUUCACCCUGUCCUUCUGGCUUGGAGCAACGGCUGUGUGUGGACUGAUUGUUCUGGCCUUCCCCUUCCCUGAAGCGAAGCGGCCUGAAGUCGACCUCUGCGGCGGCUCCACCAUCUCCGUGUAUUCCGAAGUCGAGGAUCCCCACCGCACCCCCCGGGGCGUGUUCCUGGUGAUCACGGCAGUGAUGUGCGCGCUCACCAGGAUCAGCGUGUGGGCGCACGGCAUUACCUACCUGGAUGAUCACCAGCCGGAGAAUGGACCGUAUUUUUAUGGUAUCCUAAUCUCCAUCCGUCUAUCAGUCGGCAUGAGCAGUUCCAACUGGCUCCGCGCAGCAUCCAUCAGGGAUGACUGGUGGGAGAUACAUCUCUCGCUAGCGAUGCUGACGCUCAUGUUCUCUAUAUUGUUCACAUUGUUCCCACGGCAAAUGCCCGAUUAUAAGGAAGUCGAUACGCUGGAAAGGACCUGUAUUUUAGAACCCUUAGGGCGAGUAUUCCGCAAUAAGUCGCUGAUGUUGCAAGCCGUGGCACUUUCGUUCCUCAGUGCAGCGAUAUUUGGAUACAAUUCAUUUGAGACGUAUCUAUUACAGGCUAAAUUCCAAGUGGAAACUAUACAUGAGGACCUGAGAACUUCACGCGUCAUCACCGACAUCUUCAGAUCUUUAGUUAUUAUUUUCUUUGUAACGAUAUUCCGCACACGCUUUUCCGCGCGCCGGAGCGACGGCGUCAAGGCCACCACGGCGUCCAGAGUGGGUGGCGUGGUCACAAUAUUCGUGGCGGUUGUGUUUGCUGUGCUAGCGGGGUUGGGUUGUACCACUGAUGCCAUAGAGGGGAUGGGUGUAGGGAGGGGGGCGUAUACGCAGCCAGCGUGUAGCCAGGAAUGCGGAUGCGGUGAAACAACGUAUGGUUUCGCGCCAGUAUGUACCCUGGACACCAUGACGACAUACCUGUCACCGUGCCACGCUGGCUGCCAGGAGUAUGAGGAUCUUAAUGGCUUGUUGUUGCUUCACAAUUGCACAUGUGGUGUGGGCACGCAGCGGGCGGUGCGAGGCAGCUGCUCUCUACCGUCAUGCGCAAUUAUUUAUAACAUCUAUCUCGUGUUCUUCACGCUUAUGCUGGCGAUUGGAGCGUCGGGUCUCCUAAUGCAAAGCAUGUCAGUCCUCCGUGCCACCCGACGGAUUGACAAGCCACUCGCCAUUGGAGUGACGUCAGCUUUCCUGGGCCUCAUAGCGAACGCGCUGGGACACUUCUUGUAUAUGGUUAUUAAUUAUCUAACAUGUGCAUACGAAGUGAACAACGUGUGCAUUAUCCACAAGGACAGCGUACUAGCGAUGCCGGCGGUCAGCUCCGUGCUGUGUCUUCUGUCUGCGGCACACAGCCUGGCUGCCAGUCGCAAGAGCCAGGGGAAAGCUGUUGUUAGUAGCUGACGAUUUGAAUAGGGUUAUUUUAAGCUGGCGUGACUUUAAAUUGGGUUAUUUUAAAUCGGGGAUUACUUGGGGCACAUUCAUACGUACAUACGCAUAUAUAGGUACACAGCAUUUAAUUGAUCAUUUCUAAGUAAUCUAAUCUUACGAAUGUUCGACGUUUUGUUCGGAAUAAUGCUCACGUUUAUCGGUACCAUUUUGUUGUAGUGCACUCACGAUUGAUUUAAAUGAAACCUACGGCAUGUGAUACUUGCUACGCGUUGGCUUUUCUGUAAAAUAUCAUUAAAGGAAUAGACCUUAAGAAUACAGUUCUGCAUGUACGCAAGAUAUGUAUCUGCGUAAACACAAAAUUUUACGGAUUUUUUUAUGCUAUUUAUAAUUGUUGGGACUCGGAGGUGUAUAGUGUAUACUGUGAACUACUAUGAAUUACUUACACGUUGUGUAAGGGCUGAUUUUUCAAUCCUUGGUUAAAACU